AUGAGAGUGGAGGAAGGGGCUGCAUUAGACUACUCUCUGGAUGGGCAGGAACCUGACUGUGACAUCAAACCUGAGGUUACCAACAGCAAUAGGCGGAAGUGCAACAUAGGAGAUCACCCACUCUUGAUGUGGAUCAAGGACCGCAACCUUUUUUUGCAGGAACUACUACGAUAUGAGGGCUGUGAGUGGAGAGGCUCUUACUUCAUGACCAUCUCACUCAAGAAGUUAGGGCUGCAUGACUUUACCCAUGAAAGUAUUAGGAUCAUUACGAAGCAUUUAUGCAGAUGCUGGUGUAGAGAGUACUGGAAGCAGCAAAUGUGCUGUGCUAUGCCCAGCUUGUCUACAACCAGUUGGUUGUAUGCUCUCUUUGUGGCGAUUGAUGCCAACUUCUGCCUUAAAAGGUGCAUAGUGUCUAAGGAUAGCAUGGACCCUAGCCUUAGUCGUGGCUGGGCUUAUUUUGUUGAGGAGACUGCCUACAAAACAUAUCUACAAACCUGCAGCGGUAACACACAGCAGAAAAGCACAUGUUCAUCCCAUAACACAGUAAACAUGGCAGACUCAAAAGUGUCACAUGGUCUAGCCACCACAGGAGUUGGGACCAUUGAUUGUGCACAACACAACAUGAAGCUGCCAAAUGGUGUUGGUGAUUUACAAAAAGGCGAAAGAAUGUUGGCCAAACAGAUAGUGAAGCGCCUGAAUGUGGAUGGUCAAAUAUCAACCCCAUGGCCUCUAGUACCAAAGAAAUGGGACCAGGCUCAUGGAGAGACGUACUUGAUGACCAUUUUGGUGACUGGAACUGGAAGAAGGUUGUACCUUUGUAAAAUGACGGAGGCCAACAAAGAACAAGAGGCACAUCAAACAGCAUUUCAAGAACUCCACAAGGCGCUGGCACCCAAGACAACAGAGGCCUGGACAGUCGAAAUUGAAUCCUGGGAGGAAAAUCUAAAUGAUUCUUUGGUCACAAAUCCAUUCAAAUCAAAAGUCAUUGUAUUACAAGCUGUUAUACAAGCUGCUAUUCAGCUCAAACUCACUCAGCUCGAGGCAUAUGAGCUCUAA
Molecule: messenger RNA, 1056 nt
Organism: Suillus subalutaceus
Lineage: Eukaryota; Fungi; Basidiomycota; Agaricomycetes; Boletales; Suillaceae
Exons: 10
Coding region: 1-1056 (351 amino acids)
Source: RefSeq, a predicted model, not a curated record